Meleagris gallopavo (turkey) is the source of this 2225-nucleotide messenger RNA. The record is from RefSeq and is a predicted model, not a curated record. NCBI's taxonomy places the organism in Eukaryota, Metazoa, Chordata, Aves, Galliformes, Phasianidae.
GGGGAGACGGGAGGCGGCCGGAGUGGGCCCGGCGGCCUUAGAGGCCCUGUCUGUAGCAGGAAAAAAAGGAGAUGCGUUCACGUUUUGAUUCCUCCUCCUGACUUUUUCAGCCGUGUGCCUGCCCGGCCGUGCCCUCAGGUUGCUGCUGACGCCCCGCGGCUUGGCCUUAACUUUUUCUGUAGCUGAAGGCCGCAGCGGUCAGUCGGCACUGCAGGCGCCGGGUUUGAGUGGUACCGCUUCAUACGUGUAAUUAAUAGAUCCUUUGUCUCACCAACAUGCAUGUGAACACAUUUGAAUAUCUCUAGGACUUCUGGACUACUUAAGACCGACUACUUGAGCAACUGUGAUGUCAUCAGAUGAGGAGAAAAGCACAAGUCCAGUUUUGCCAAAAGACUCAGUUUGGGGCAGUUCUGUUUCUUCAGAUGUUCAGGAUGAGUAUGAAGAACUGCUUCGUUAUGUUAUAGUGACUCCAGAGUUUGAACUGUGCAUCCCAAAGCAGUCAGAACCUUCCUCAGAACUGAGAGGAAGGGGCAGAUUUUCAAGUGUAACAGAUGACACCAUUUACCAUACAACUCCAGAUUUAUUGUCAGUGAAGGAGUGUACUGAGAUCAAUAUGGAACAACUUUGCCCUGUUUCAGAAGAGACUUCUUCACAAGAGUCCACACACAUUCCAAGAGAAAUUGGUGAAACCACAGUAACUGAAUUAACUGUACCUGAUGAAAAAGUUACUCAAAUAGAAAAUAUACUUGACCUCUGGAGUGGAAGUCUUAAGACAAAUGUUCUGAGUGAAUUGAGAAAAUGGAAAUUAAGUUUUAUCGAACAUCACAAGCAUCAAAUGAGACAAGAAAAAGAGAAACAUGCUGAACAUGUGAAACAAUUGAAUAAUGAGAUAGAAAACCUGAAAGAGUUGCUGCGUACUUACGAGAUCUCUAUUGGCAGAAAAGAUGAGGUUAUUACUAACAUGACAGAAGCAUUAGAGAGGAAGAAAGAGAAAAUAGAGCUAAUGAGAAGGUUUACACUGUGGCGGAUUCAGCAAAUUAAAGCUAAACAAGAGGAAUAUGCAAACAGAAUAGCAGAUAAACAGUUCCAGACAGCUUUGAAGAAGAAGGUAUGGACAGCAUGGCACUCUCUUAGUGAAGAAAGAUGGAAAGAAAAAGUAGCUAAAGCCUGUCAGUUAAGGGCAGAAGAUAUCUGUGUUCAGCUUACCAAUGAUUAUGAAGCCAAAAUUGCAGAGCUAACUGCUACUUUGGAACAAACCAAAGCUGAGAUUCUGCGUCUGCAUAGUGAAAGAGAGCAGUAUGAAGACACUAUGAAGAAAGCAUUUAUGCGUGGUGUUUGCGCUUUGAAUCUGGAAGCAAUGACUAUGUUUCAAGGCAAGGACAAUAGGACAGAUCCCGAUUCAGGAAGUAGGAGAGAAGAUAAUGGUGCCAUUAUAGCAGGAAGGCUACCUCAUUCACAGUACAGUCCCCCUUCACCACCCCCUGCACCAGCAACUACUCUUCACACAGAAGACCUGUUUUCUACUCACCUGGGUCAUGCAAGCACUUCUCAGACAAGGCUAGAUUCUGAUUCUCCAGUAAUCAUCCCUGGCACAGCUGCAGGAUCUGGGCUGGCAUCAACUCAAAAAUUGCCCAUGGCAAAAGUAAUAACAUCGGCUCAACCGAAAGCAGGGAGAACAAUCACUGCUCGAAUCACAGGCAGAUCUGAUAUGGGACAAAAACACAGAAUUUGUGGUAGUUUAGCAGUGAUGGGAGUUGCUCCGCCCAUGAGUUCGGUCAUUGUUGAAAAACAUCAUCCAGUCACUCAGCAAACCAUAUCUCAAGCCACUGCUGCUAAAUAUCCUCGAACUGUGUUCCUUACUUCCGGUUCUACAACUGUGAGACCUGCAGGACAAGUUGGGCGAAUGCUUCAGAGCCAAACUCAUACCAGCGUUCAGUCAAUAAAAGUUGUUGACUGAGUAAAUAUCUUUCACUGGUGGAGGUUUUUAUCAAGAUAUGUAAUUUAAACCUCUUCCCAGUCUUUUCAAAGCUUGACGUAGCAAGACCUAAAGUGUGUAUCAUGUUUUCAGCCCUUUUAACAAAAAAAGUGUUUGCGGAAAGCAUCUGGAGGGGAAAAUGACCUUGAAAUGUUAUUCUACCUCCUAUUUGAAAACUUGAUUAUUAAGAUAAACACUUUAUUUAAAUAAAGAAUCUUUUGCACAUUUUCAAAUAAAGGAUAAAAUAUGA